AUGCUGCAGUGUCCACGCUUCCACUCCCACCGUAUAGUGCUACAGUCUCAACUCCUCGCUCUGAACAUCAACACCUUUGACCUGCCCACCCUGCUGGCGGCGGCUGGCGUCCACCCCUCCCGGCAACACACCGUCAUCCGCCUCACCUGUGCCUUCCUGAGGAGGACAGGUCAACUACCGCGCCUGUGA
This is a messenger RNA of Enterospora canceri, 189 nucleotides long. The record is from the annotation of a GenBank genome assembly. Lineage: Eukaryota; Fungi; Microsporidia; Enterocytozoonidae.